CGAGCGUGGAGACACAACUCUACUAUCCCCACUCGUGUUUCGUAGUUUCGCCGGUCGACCGCACGUGUAGUGAAGUCCAAUUGCAAUAAUAGUUUUGGUUCUUUGUUUUCAAAGCGCUCAAAUUUGCAUUUAAACUCCCAGAAAUGGCCGCCGCUAUCAAGAAAAUCAUACCCAUGCUAGACCGCAUUCUGAUCCAGCGGGCCGAAGCUUUGACUAAAACGAAAGGUGGCAUUGUGCUGCCCGAGAAGUCUGUGGGCAAAGUUUUAGAGGGCACUGUUCUUGCGGUUGGACCCGGUGCGCGUAACUCCACGACUGGCAGUCACAUUCCCAUUGGCGUCAAGGAGGGCGAUCGCGUGCUGUUGCCCGAAUUCGGUGGCACUAAGGUCCAUUUGGAUGCCGACGAGAAGAAGGAACUGUUUCUUUUCCGCGAGUCGGAUAUUUUGGCCAAAUUGGAAUAGAAAUUGGUUAAGCCUAACACUCGUCUCAUAAUUCUAUGAAUUCUUUCUGUUUUUCUAUUACAUAGUACGUAAACACUCACAAUAAAACUGAUGCAAUGUUUUUGUUUGCAAACCAACAUCAAAAAUAAA
This is a messenger RNA of Scaptodrosophila lebanonensis, 587 nucleotides long. RefSeq names its product 10 kDa heat shock protein, mitochondrial. The record is from RefSeq and is a predicted model, not a curated record. Gene Ontology annotation, molecular function: ATP binding; metal ion binding; protein-folding chaperone binding. The coding region runs from base 144 to 458 and encodes 104 amino acids. The transcript has 3 exons. Gene Ontology annotation, cellular component: mitochondrial matrix. NCBI's taxonomy places the organism in Eukaryota, Metazoa, Arthropoda, Insecta, Diptera, Drosophilidae.